Molecule: messenger RNA, 777 nt
Organism: Pipistrellus nathusii (Nathusius's pipistrelle)
Lineage: Eukaryota; Metazoa; Chordata; Mammalia; Chiroptera; Vespertilionidae
Source: the annotation of a GenBank genome assembly
AUGAUGGCUUACUACAGUGACAAUGAGAAUGAUCUGUUCUUUCAGACUGAUGGCCCACAACAGACUAAGUGCUCCUUCCAAGACCUGGACCUCAUCCCCCUGGGAGAUGGGGGCAUCCAGCUGAAAGUCUCCCACCAGCUCUACAACACGAGUUUCAGGCGGGCCGUGUCGGUCGUCAUUGCAAUGGAGAAGCUGAGGAAAGUGCCCAUGGUCUUCCCCCAGGACCUCCAGGAUGAUGACCUACGGAGCCUCUUCUUCUUCAUCUUUAAAGAAGAAUCCAUCGACUGCCUGUGGGAUGACAGUUACCAGAGUGAUGCAUCCCUACAGUCACUGAGCUGCAGGCUCCAGGACAUAAAUCAAAAAUCCCUGGUGCUGGCUGGACCACAUGAACUGCAAGCUCUUCACCUGAAUGGACAGAAUGUGAACCAAGAAGUGGUGUUCUGCAUGAGCUUCGUGCCAGGAGACGAGAAUAUCGACAAGAUACCUGUAGCCUUGGGCAUCAAGGAAAAGAACCUGUACCUGUCUUGUGUGGUGAAGGACAAGAAGCCCACCCUGCAGCUGGAGACAUUUGACCCCCACGGUCAGUCAAAGAAGAAGAUAGACAGGCGGUUUAUCUUCAACAAGAAAGAAAUCAGGGACAAGGUAGAAUUUGAGUCUGCCCUGUACCCCAACUGGUACAUCAGCACCUCGCAAGAGGAACAGAUGCCCGUCUUCCUGGGAAGUACAAAAGGUGGCCGGGAUAUAACUGACUUCACCAUGGAAAUCCUGACUCGCUGA